GCCAUGCACAUUGAUGCUUUUUUCGAAUAUCUUACAGGAAAGAUGCCAAGGUAUUGCACUCAAAUCCCUCCCCCACAUGAUCCCUUCCCGAAGAAUGGACGGGAUGGUGUUCCCUUGGAGGAGGAUCUUGCAAUCCGCGCACUGGAUCCCUCAUACCGUCCCAAACGUGGCAGGAAGAAGACGGACGAUGUGAUGGGUGAUGACGAUUCCACCCCUCCACCGAAGAGACCCCAUCUGGAUACGUCGUUUGCGUUUAGCACUUCGACUAAUCCACAGUCUGCUUGCCCGAAUAGCGCGCUUCCAAUGAGUGCUCAUCCGGAUGAUUUUGUCAGCAAUGAUCCUUGGGCAACCGCUACGAUAUCCACACCGAGCAAUUUGCAAAGAGGGUUAUCUCCUAAUUCUGCCAUGACCGCACCUGGAGGAGCACAUAUCCGUUGGCGUCUAAAUGCUCAGGAUAAUCCUAACAGCCCGCAUCCGCUGUCUGCUGUUAGUCCCAUGACUGGACGUCCGCCGGACUCGGCUUUUGACGAGCCACUGUCUGCCGUUACGCCUUCAACAACUCGACCCCGGGCAAGGCGGCGCCACGGUCCUGCUGUCUCUUCAGCUUGGCCGAGCAGCAGCGGCGGAGCAAAUGGAAAGUUGCGCGGCCGGCCGCCAGCUAACCGCUCUGUUCGUGACGGGCCUUACGUAACCUUUCCGGCAAAUCCCAAUACCAAAGAAGCUCCGGUUAUCGACUUGAGCCGCAACACCCCGGGCCCCACCCCUGUCCAGGAACGCGCACAGCCCGAAACGGGUGUAACCGGAGAACAGCAAAUGUUCCGGUUCCCACCGACCCCUGCUUCGGCUGUGUCAACAGCAUCAGCGCAGCCAACUGUUCCAGCCUCUUCUGGACCGGGACGCGGCCAGCGUCUUUCGUUACAAGUUCCCCGGCGUGAGAGUGGUCCGGUACAUCUCGUGACACCGACGGUGCUUGUCAACGGCGAAUCGGACGAUAGUGCAUCGCAAGGAAACGCAACAAGCAUCUUUGAUGAACUCACCAAAGCUGCAGGAAGUAUGCUUCCUAGGAUUACGCGUGAAGAUCUCCGUCGUUCUCUCGCUGCUGAGCUCCUUCGCGCUGAAAUCAGCAAUCGUAAACGGCUGCGCGGCUCCGAGGCAAAGGCGCUGGCCCACGCACUGCUGGAUCGCCUACAGGCGCAGAAUCAGGGUACGUCAAGAUCAGCGGUCGCCAACAACAGAGAAGAAGAUGAGGCUAUUUUUGGCAUCACAUGCGCCAGCUGGCUUGGUUUGGCUGCACCUCUGGGGCUCGGGGGAAAUGGGAUUGUUGGCGGGACGAGAAAGAUCUCGGUGCAGAGGUUCAGGAUGAGCGACGAUGGGUACGAGAGUCCAGUCGAUGACGAUGAUGACGGAGCAAGCGAAAGCACGCCAGGAGAUGGCAGGAAGAUCAAAGAGGUAUUUGACGUGAGCUGGAGUCUGUUGUUCGGAGGGUGUGGAGGAGAGUUUUUGGUGAAGGGGUUGAUUCUUAACUCGGAGGGCGAGGGGCAGGAUGGAGAGACGAAAGACGAAGGGAGUGAGAAGAGCCUGGAGGAACGGGUCAGGGCGUUGGAGGCAGAGCUGAGGGCAAAGGAGCAGGAGAUGCAGCGGCUGAGGGAGACGGUGUUGGGAGCGGUGAUGUGACCCCUGUCUUCAGCCACAGCACAGACGCACUGCAUUGCCCUAUUGCGCAACGAGUGAUUCGUCAGCCUUACGGAAGCGACGGCGGCGUGUUAAACUUUAGCGCAACGAGAGCGUGUCUCUUGCUUCUCCAACGCUCUCUAGUCUAUCGUGUACCCGCAGCAAAAGAGCGAUGGAGCCCAAGAAGCACCAAUUGGAC
Aplosporella prunicola CBS 121167 is the source of this 1870-nucleotide messenger RNA. RefSeq lists its product as uncharacterized. Lineage: Eukaryota; Fungi; Ascomycota; Dothideomycetes; Botryosphaeriales; Aplosporellaceae. Gene Ontology annotation, molecular function: DNA replication origin binding. The record is from RefSeq and is a predicted model, not a curated record. The coding region runs from base 4 to 1674 and encodes 556 amino acids. The transcript has a single exon.